AAAUAAAAUUUUUUGGAAAGGGUUUAGGGGUGUGCGAAUACUCGAAAUUGCAAACAUUCGUGCGAAUCGAAUAUUUGAUUCGAUUCACAUUCGAAACCAAAUUAGGUAUUUGAAAAUUUCAAAUAUUCGAAAGUUUUCGAAUGUAUUAAAAUAUUACUUUUGUUUGACAAAACGUGUGAUACAAUAAUAUGUCGAACCUCGAGAAAUCAUUUUCCGAGAGACUUAAUGGAAGAAAAAAAAACUGUAAGCGGACCUUUACUUACAUAAAAUUUUAGGUUAGGUAAAUGGGCAUACUGAGAACAGUUAAAGCCAAUGUAGCGUGAAAAUUAUCAUAAAUGCUUACGAUUUUACUGCAAACUUUACGUGAUGUGUAGCAUAAUUAUUUUAUUAUAUCCAGUUGCUAAUACAAAUCUAGAGAAUUUUUUUUAACGAUAGAAAAGUAAGCACAGCGGCCAUCAUGGCUACAGCGUGUCCGUUUGUGGUUAUGGCCACCAGAGCGGCCUAUGGCCAGAGACUUGUGUUGCUAGAAUUGCUCCAGCGCAAUUGCUUUUUAAACUACCGAAAAUGUUACGUAAAUAAUUAGAUAAAAUUAAAAAGACAAGAUAAAGAAAAUUCAUUAAAAAUUAUUUUGCCUUGACACGUUUGAUUCCAAAAGACUGAAAACGGAAUAUUGACCAUGCUUACUAGCAGUUGUAAAAAAACAACUCUUCGAUAUAUCGAUUGUUAAUCGCUUGAAUAUUUAUUGCGGAGAAUAAAACUGAUACUUCGAAGAUCUGUUUACUUUCAUAAACUUUCUUUGCCGUUUUUAAUUUUCAGAAGAAGUGAAGUUCUGGACGUAAUUUUUUGAUUCCUGCAUUACGAUAUUCGUGUUUCCGCUGGUUUAAAUUCAAAAUACAACUGGUACAAUGAAUAACGACGACGAAGAUGUUGAUACUAAUACCGCACUGACACGCAAAAGAAGUGUUAUAUGGUCUAAUUUCUCACAAUCAGAAGAUAAGACAUUUGCAAAAUGCAAAUUAUGUAAGAAGGACUAUAAAACUAAACGAGGUACUACAACACCUCUUAUAAACCACAUCAAGUCCACCCACCCCAUUGAAUGGAAGACCUACUGUUCUGAAAUGGCCAGCCUGCAACAGCAGGCUCCUCCUGUCAAGAUCAGCAAAACUUCACAGCUCAGUAUUGAUGCUGCUUUCAAUAAGCAGUACAAGUGGGCACCCAACCACAGUGCAGCACAGAAAAUUACAAAGCAGAUUGCAAGAAUGCUUGCUACAGAUCUUUUACCGUACAGUUUUGUAGAAGGAGAUGGCUUCAGAAAUUUGAUGAAGGAAGUAGCUCCUCAGUAUCAAAUUCCUGCUAGAACAACAUUUUCCACCAACUAUGUAACAAAAUUGCAACAAGAGGUAAGGUCUCAACUGAAAGCUGAAUUUGUGCAUGACAUGACAAGUAUGUCCAGUUUGUCACUUAAAACUGAUGCUUGGACAUCCAAGGCUGGAGAUAGCUAUGUAAGCAUCACUGCCCAUUACCUCACUUCAGAUUUUUCAUACAAAUCAUUCCUGAUGGACAUAAUCAACAUGAACACAUCACACACAGGUCAGAAAAUUGCUGAAGAGUUGAGUUUGUCAGUGAAUUCCUGGGGAAUAACCGUAACAGAAACAACUAUUCCAAUAUACUGUGUGACAGAUAACGGAGCAAACUUCCAGCUUGCUUCACGACUUCUGUUUGGGGAUAAAGCCCGUGUUUGCUUUGCACACUCUCUACAGUUGUCUAUAGAUCACACCUACCGCGAAUGUCAUGGAGCAUCAAAUCUCUUGGCAAAAGCAAGACAGGUGGUUGGUCAUUAUCGACGCAGCAGCAAAGCCAGGGAAAGCCUUCACAGCCAGAUGGAACAAAUGGGUCAACCUGUUUUGGAAAUGAUACAACAUGUUGACACUAGGUGGUCGUCAGAUUAUUCUAUGUUAGAGAGGCUUCUUCAAAUAAAAGCACCACUGGUUGCAGACCAAAUAAACACUGAUAGCACAGAAAUGUUAACUAGCUCGGAAUGGAAGCAGAUGGCUGGAAUAGUGGCCAUUCUUAAGCCUCUUGCUGAUGCCACUCGAGAAAUAAGUGGCAAUUUAUAUCCAACAUCUUCCAUGGUUAUUCCUAUGUUAAAAUGUCUGCACAGUCACCUUAAUGAUUACAUUGAUAAAAAGGCUGAUGGAGUUAUUUUUGCGAAAUGUCUUUCAAAACAUCUUUUGGCACAAUUUCCAAAUUACAUAGAAGACAAAGUAUUUCUCGUAGCAAUGAUUGUUGACCCUAGGUACAAAGAUGCAUUUGUUAGCAAGAUUGUUGCACAAGCCACACUCAAAGCGCACAUCAAACACAUUGCAAGAUGUGAACAACAUACUACACACAAUCAGAAGUUGGGUGACCCCACCACCUCCGCCAGUACAUCAGGACUUUGGUCAGCACUUGACAAACUUCCCAACGAAGAUUUACAAGACAGUGACUGUGCUCAAGAAAUACAAACAUAUUUGACAGAGAAACGUAUCCACCGAACAAGUGACCCGUGGAAAUGGUGGGAAAACUUUGGUAAAACAAAGUUUCCAAACAUAGCGAAUGUUGCUUUGAUGUACCUGAGUAUACCUGCAACUCAGGUUGCUUCAGAACGUUGUUUUUCUGCUUCUGGGAACAUUGUCACUUCCAAGAGGCAAUGCCUGGAUCCAGAACAUGUGAAGGAAUUGGUCUUUUUGCACUGCAAUUUACAUAAUGUUGAUGGCAAGGUGUAGGCUUGGCUUUUGAUAAAGACAUUUCUAUAUCA
Messenger RNA from Bacillus rossius redtenbacheri, 2797 nucleotides. RefSeq names its product zinc finger BED domain-containing protein 4-like. The record is from RefSeq and is a predicted model, not a curated record. NCBI's taxonomy places the organism in Eukaryota, Metazoa, Arthropoda, Insecta, Phasmatodea, Bacillidae. The transcript is spliced from 2 exons. Gene Ontology annotation, molecular function: protein dimerization activity; DNA binding. Bases 906 to 2765 code for a protein of 619 amino acids.